CCUAUCCUCAACACCUUCUAUAAAUAGCAUGCCUCACCAUAGGCUACUCAAGGCACAAACCCUUCAACACACCAAAAGUGAAGCCAAAGCCUAAGACCAAUUUGCAUCUCAAUAGCAAAUUCCACAUCACAAAAUUUAUAAAAAAUGGCACCAACAUCACUUUUGGCCAUAGCUCUUGCCUUAGCCAUCUCCAUCCAAGGAACUCUAGGUGAAAUUCGGUGUGAGGACCUGAACGAGAACUCGUGCGCGUUCGCAGUCUCGUCCACGGGCAACCGCUGCGUGCUCGAGAGCCGAAGCUUCCUGCGCAUGCUCGGAACUCCGGACGGGUACACGUGCCGCACGUCCGGGAUCAUGGCUUCCGACAGGCUCACCAACUACAUCGAAUCCGAGGAGUGCAUCGCCGCCUGCGGAGUCGACAAGCGGGCCCUCGGCAUCUCCUCUGACUCCCUACUCGACCACAACUUCAUCAACAAGUUAUGCUCCGUGUCGUGCUACAACAACUGCCACAACAUCGUCGACCUAUACUUCAACCUCGCAGCCGGUGAAGGUGUGUACAUCCCCAAAGUAUGCGAAAGGCACCGCUCAAGCGCACGUCGUGGGAUGAGGGAGGAAAAAUUCAACUCGGCGAUCUAUCAGAAGCUAAAGAUAUCUUUACCGACACACCUGGUCCCGAAGCCGCAACUCCGGAAGCCUAUUGAAACUACUCAAGGCACAAACUCUUUCAACACACCAAAAGUGAAGCAAAUACCAAGACCAAUUUGCAUCUCAAUAGCGAUGGCACCAACAUCACUUUUUGCCAUAGCUCUUGCCUUAGCCAUCUCCAUCCAAGGCACUCUAGGCGAGAUCCGGUGUGAGGACCUGAACGAGAACUCAUGCGCGUUCGCAGUCUCAUCCACGGGAAAACGGUGCGUGCUCGAGAGCCGGAGCUUCCUGCGCACGCUUGGGACUCCGAAUAGGUACACGUGCCGCACGUCCGACAUCACGGCUUCCGACAGGCUCGUCAACUACAUCGAGUCCGAGGAGUGCAUAACUGCCUGUGGGGUCGACAAGCGGGCCCUUGGCAUCUCCUCCGACUCCCUACUCAACCACAACUUCAUCAACAAGUUAUGCUCCGCGUCGUGCUACGACAAAUGCCACAACAUAGUGGAUGUCUACUUCAACGUCGCAGCCGGUGAAGGUGUGUACAUCCCCAAAGUAUGCGAAAGGCACCGCUCGGGCGCACGUCGUAGAAUGAAGGAGAAAAAAUUCAACUCGGAGAGUGGACUUGCUUACGCACCAACUAGUCUAUCACAAGCUAAAGAUCACAUUACCAACACACAUGCACCAACUACUAAUGAUAUGUCAGAAGCUAAAGUUCUCGUUGCCAACGCACCCGAAGCCGUAGCCUGCUCACCAGAGACUAACGAACUAUCAGAACCUAAAGAUAUCCCUGCCGACACACCUGAAGCCGCAACCUCCACACCAACUAUUAACGAUCCAUCCAAAGCUAAAGUUCUCCUUGCCGACGCACCCGGUCCUGAAGCUGCAGCCCCAAACGCCUAUUGAAGUUUCUCCUGUACCCUAUGAAGUUUCUCUUAGGGGAAAUUUUAUAGGCUUUAAAGUUAAAAAUUUCCUUUGUAAUGAGAGUUUUGGUCAGACACAAUCAUAAAAUAAGGUUUUUUAUAUCCAUUGCACCUACGUAUUAUUAAGUGUGUGUUUCUUUAUGUGCUUCCUUGUUUAAUUAUUGUUUACUUAUACAAUAGUUUGAUUUGAGUGUUA
Molecule: messenger RNA, 1758 nt
Organism: Striga asiatica
Lineage: Eukaryota; Viridiplantae; Streptophyta; Magnoliopsida; Lamiales; Orobanchaceae
Source: the annotation of a GenBank genome assembly